Diplodia corticola is the source of this 1779-nucleotide messenger RNA. Its product is annotated as tripeptidyl peptidase precursor. Bases 1 to 1779 code for a protein of 592 amino acids. Lineage: Eukaryota; Fungi; Ascomycota; Dothideomycetes; Botryosphaeriales; Botryosphaeriaceae. The record is from RefSeq and is a predicted model, not a curated record. The transcript has a single exon. Gene Ontology annotation, molecular function: tripeptidyl-peptidase activity; serine-type endopeptidase activity. Gene Ontology annotation, biological process: proteolysis.
AUGCGUCUCCAAUCAGUGCUGGGAGCAGCCGUCUGGGCGCUCUCGCAGACCGUGUCCUGCCGAGCGGUGAGCAGCUCGUCUGCGGCAGAUCUCGUCGAGCACGAGACAACCCCAGCGCUGCCCGCCGGAUGGGCCUACCACGCGCCCGCCCGCGACGACGACACUCUGCAGCUGCGCAUCGCCCUGGCCCACCCGCACGACGCCGAUCACCUGCGCCUGGCCUCCGCCGUCAGCGACCCGGCCUCGGCCUCGUACGGCCAAUACCUGUCGGCCGCUGAGCUGCAGGCCGUGCUGCCCGACGUCUCCGCCGCCGCCGCCACCGUCAUCGAGUGGCUGAAGCGUGCCGACGGCGUGCAGAGCGUGUCGCAGCAGGGCGAAUGGAUCCGCUUCACGACGACCGUCGGCGCAGCCCGCUCGCUGCUCGCCGCCUCGUUUGCGCAGUACAGCUUCAACGGCGAGGCGGCGGUGCUGCGGACCCAGUCGUACAGCGUGCCCGCGCCGCUGCAGGACGCCAUUGACUUCGUCUUCCCGGCCACGCAGUUCCUCGCCGACGGGGGCAGCCGCCGCUACCAGCAGUACUCGUCCAACUCCCUCGAGCGACGCCAGCACAGCCUGCCCGGCCCGCCCGACUGCAGCGUCGACGUGUGCCCCAGCAAGCUGGUGACCAAGUACAACAUCGACUACUUCCCGCCCGACGCCUCGUCUGGCAGCACCAUCGCCAUCGCCGGCUUCCUCGAGCAGCACCCCAACCGCACCGACCUGCAGUCCUUCCUGCACACCUACGGGCUCAACAACUACACGGCCACCUACGACACCGCCCUCGUCAACGGCGGCAUCGCCCCCGACGUGCCCGCCGACACGGGCGCCGAGGCCAUGCUCGACCUCGAGUACGCCCUCGCCUUCACCGGCCCGCUGCCCGCCACCUACAUCUCGACCGGCGGCCGCCCGCCGCAGCUGCUGCAGCCGGGCAACGUGACGGUGCCCGCGUCCAAGUCCAACAACGAGCCGUACCUCGAGUUCCUCAACUACCUCCUCGCCCUCGACGCCCCGCCCCACGUCAUCUCCAUCUCCUACUCGGACGACGAGCAGACGGUGCCGCCCGCCUACGCCGCCCGCACCUGCGACCUCUUCGCCCGCCUCGCCCUGCGCGGCGUGUCCGUCAUCGACGCCUCGGGCGACGGCGGCGCCCUCGGCACCGGCUCCGCCGAGUGCGUCAACAGCCGCGGCGAGACCAAGUUCGUGCCCGCCUUCCCCGCCACCUGCCCGUGGGUCACGUCGGUGGGCGCGUCGUCGGCCUGGGGCGGGCCCGCCACUUGGAGCGCCGGCGGCUUCUCCGACUACUUUGCCCGCCCCGACUGGCAGGACACCGCCGUGGCCGGCUACGUCGAGCGCCUCAACGGCAGCCACGCCCCCUACUACAACGCCGCCGGCCGCGCCUUCCCCGACGUCAGCCUCAUCGGCGUCGACUACGUCACCACCGUCGGCGGCUUCACGUCGACCCAGAAGGGCACGAGCGCGAGCACCCCCGUCUUCGCCGCCAUGGUCGCCCUGCUCAACGACCUGCGCCUGCGCGCGGGGAAGCCCGUCUUGGGCUUCCUCAACCCGCUGCUGUACUCGGAUGCGCUCAAGGACGUGUACAGGGAUGUGGCCGACGGCCAGGGCGCCGGCUGCGCCAAUGCGACGUGGUUCGAGCCUGGGUGGGAGGCCCUGCCCGGUUGGGAUGCUACCACCGGCUUGGGUGAGCCCGAUUUUGCGAAGAUGAGGGCUGCUGUUGUUUGA